This is a messenger RNA of Balearica regulorum gibbericeps (East African grey crowned-crane), 674 nucleotides long. NCBI's taxonomy places the organism in Eukaryota, Metazoa, Chordata, Aves, Gruiformes, Gruidae. The record is from RefSeq and is a predicted model, not a curated record.
CCGAGGAUGAGAAGCUGCUGUCUGAGCCUCUCAGCCACCCCGACUUCUUCAACGUGAAGGAGCUCUUCUCCCUGAAAGAUCUCUUUGAUGCUCGGGUGCACCUGGGGCACAAAAAGGGAUGUCGGCACAGGUUCAUGGAGCCCUACAUCUUUGGCUGCCGCCUGGAUCAGGACAUCAUCGACUUGGAUCAGACGAUGCAACACCUCCAGCUGGCCCUUAACUUCACUGCCCACAUUGCCUACCGCAAGGGCAUCAUCCUCUUCGUCAGCCGCAAGCGCCAGUUCUGCCACCUGGUCGAGAGCACGGCACGGGACUGCGGGGAGUACGCCCACACCCGCUACUGGCAGGGUGGCCUGCUCACCAACGCCCACAUCCAGUUCGGGUCCGGCAUCCGCCUGCCCGACCUCCUCAUCUUCCUCAGCAGCCUCAACAACGUCUUUGAGCCCCACGUGGCCAUCCGGGAUGCUGCCAAGAUGAACAUCCCCACGGUGGGCGUGGUGGACACAAACUGCAACCCCUGUUUGAUCACCUACCCCAUCCCCGGGAACGACGACAGCCCCACCGCCAUGGAGCUCUACUGCAAGCUCUUCAGGAUGACCAUCAUCCGCGCCAAGGACAAGAGGCGGCAGACCGAGGUCUUCAACGAGCUGCGGAGGAAAGCGGAAGGCAAUUAG